This is a messenger RNA of Triticum urartu, 1910 nucleotides long. Lineage: Eukaryota; Viridiplantae; Streptophyta; Magnoliopsida; Poales; Poaceae. The record is from RefSeq and is a predicted model, not a curated record.
UCAAACCGAAAAUCGAAACACAGAUCCCGUCUACCGGCCCGUUCCCCUUUGCGGCGGCGCAUCGCCAUCGAUCCAGGCCGCCGCACGCCUCAUCCCGCCUUCCUCCGUAGCUAGCGGCGGCGCACUUCGGCAGGUCCCUCCCAUCUCGCCUCACCCCGGCCGCAUUCCUCGCGCUGCUCGACUCCAGCCUCAUCUCGCCUCAUCCCGUCAUCCGUAAGGUCACAGCGGCGCGGCAGCGUGGAGCCGUGGAGGGCAAAGGCCAAAGGGUGAUCACGACAGGGCGGCUCGACUCCCGACCAGCACCCGGGUCUACUAGAAGAAGCAAGCAAGGGGCGGCGACCACAGCACCAAGCAGUACCUCGUCAUCAACGGAUCCUUCUCUUCAGUAUCAAUCCGAAGGUUUGUUUCGAAAAUAAGAUUAAGUGAGCUUUAACUGAAAAAACAAAAGGUGGAUAUCCCCGUCAAACGUGGAAAGAAGAAGCAAAGGCGAACAAUGGUGUUACCGAAGACUUCAUUGCUUGAUUUGACUGUUACCAAAAGAGGUGCUCUGGCUUGCACAUUGUAUGAAUCCUAUAUCCUGGGAAAAGAAGUUGUCCAAACUGUCACUGUAGCAGGUUCUACAGCUAAUCAUUCUGAACUCCACAUGCAAUCAGCGCUUGCCAAAGGAGUUAUCAACUCAGUCUUGUUGUUUUACUCAUCAACGCACUUUGCUGGGUGGAGUUUCUGUGGGAAGCUCAAACCAUCAGAUUUCUUUGUCACGCCUUUGGGUUACUUCAAAGUCUUGGCCUCAAAGCUUCAAAAGUUGAAACCCAAGAAUGAAAGGAGGGUUCGGAAAGAUUACCGUGUAGUCUUCCGAAUGCUGAAGUCUCUUUUCUGCAGAGCAUUGCAUCUGCCAAAGGAAGUUCGACACCUGUUGAAGCUUUUGAGAGAAUUCAGAGAGAAAGAUUGUUUAAUUGUGAACAAUCAUCCGUCUGGUAUGAGUGAGCAGGAGAAAUUAUCCCUUCUUGUGAGAUGUUGCCGGAAAUUAGAGCACCUGGAAAAGGAAUAUCCUGAAAAGUACAUGCAAGUAAUAACCGGGCUGCCAUUCUGUGACACGAAACCCCAUUGGAAGAUAAGAGUCAGUAAAAAUCUAUACUUGGAUAAUGUGCUAGCUGAAACAAUUGACACCUACCCGGAUGAUGGGACAGGUGUUGUCGAGUUUGUAUGGAAUUCAUUGGAGUACUUGGGCACAGAGCAAUCUGCCAAUUUGACGACUGGCCAGACAAGAAAAAGGAAGAACUUUGAGGAUGAGCAAGUGGAGCGCAUGCUGGGGAAAGCCCUGCCUGGGUUACUUUGUGAACUUAUGAGGCUGCUCAAUGAUGCGGGAGCACUUGAGAAAAUCCUUGGGGCGUCGCGUCCUAGGUUUGGAGGUUGCUGCAGAACAGAUCACUGGACCUCUUGAAGAUACUGUCUCUCGGACACACCGGUCCUCUUCUGUGCAAAAAUAUUUUUCCAAAAUUCUUAGUAUGACAAAAAAAAAUCCUCCAAAGUUCUUGCAAGCAUAUUUGGAUGUUCUUUACCAUAAUAAAAAAGCUUGAAAACCCAUUGCGAUUUUCAUGCCUCGCAAAGAUAACAAGCAGAAGGGUUGCAAAAAAAGGUUCAUGUCUGUAGAAACUGAGACCAAAAAGGUUCAUGUUUUACAGGGGCGUCGAAGGCUUUGUGUGUGUGUGUGUGUGUGUGUGUGUGUGUGUGUGUGUGUGAUUAACAAAGCAGAUGCGCCAAUAACAUUGCUCAUAAAAUUUCAAUGAUUAGGAUUCAACACUGCUCCAGGGAGGCCAAUGGCUUGGCACACUUCUUAGCUACUCCCUCCGUUCCUAAAUAUAAGUCUUUUAGGCAUUUUAGUAUGAACUACAUAUGGAUAUAUAUAUAUA